AUGGGGAAUGAAUUUAGGAUAGAAGGUGGUGAUACCUUAGGGAAUUAUGGGGUUAAGAGUACUUCUGAGGCAGCAGGUAAUUCUAAACAGGGGGUUAAGCCGACUGGUUUAAUUGCUACAACCAGGGCGGACGAUUUAGUAAGGAAUUGGGAAACCCCUAAGAGAGCUCAUUUGCUUAAGUGUAAGUGGACAAUUGGAGUUGGAGCUUUGGUGGAAACUAAAUUGAAAGGAAAGAAGGUGAAGGAUUUGAUGUCAAAAAAUUUUAUUGGUUGGGAUAGCUAUACUAGCCCAAAUAUUGAGGGUAGAUUAUUGUUAAUUUGGAAGCAAACUUUUUCUAGGGUGAUUGUUAUAGAAGAGAAUAUCCAAUAUGUCCAUUGCUAUGUGAAACUUGCUAGUCAUAUUGAGGCUUUUUGUGUGACUUUUGUAUAUGGGAUGAAUGGCAUUGAAGACCGGAAGAUGUUAUGGAAGGGCCUAGCUAAUCUUAGGUUCCCAGUUAAGCCUUGGAUUCUCCUAGGUGACUUUAACUCCCUAAUUAAUUAUGGAGACAGAGGAGGGGGUACACCGGUCUCAAGGGCUGAGGUUGAGGAUUUUAACAAUUGGCUAAGUUUGGGUUUGGUGGACUCUUUGAAGAGGCAGGGAUCCUAUUUCACUUGGUCUAACAAUCAAGGAAGUCAGGACAGAAUCUAUUCUAAAAUAGACCAUGCUUUUAAAAACGAGGAUUGGUUGGACUUAUUUCCGAAUUCGACUGCUUCCUUUAGCUGGGAAGAGGUUUCAAAACAUUGUGCAAUAGUCAUAUCGUCAGCUGUUAUGGUGGCGAUAGGGGUGAAGUCGUUCAAAUUUUUUAAUUACUGGUCUGAGCAUAGAGACUUUAAAAACCUGGUUUUGGAAAGUUGGCAUAAACCGGUUUGUUCUACUGGUUUAUUGGGGAUCUGGUUCAAAUUGUCUUGGCUGAAGCAUGUAUUGAAGGCUUUUAAUCAUACAAGGAUGGGCAAUGUGGAGAUGGGCUAUCAGAGAGCUAAAGAAAGGUUCCUUGAAGCUAGAUUGCAAGCUCAAAAUAACCCUAGAGUUGAGAUGUUUCUUCUUGAAGAAAAAACAGCUGCAGAGAGUUAUCUUCACCAUGAAAGAAUGCUGAAAAGUUUCCUUGUCCAAAGAAGUAAGCAACUGAGGCUAAUUCACCCUUUCACUAAUAAGGAGAUUAAUGAAGCUUUGUUUAGUAUCCCUAGGUCGAAGAGUCCAGGUCCUGAUGGCUAUAACUCUGAAUUCUUCAAGGUUAUGUGGACUGAUAUUGGAGCUGAAGUGUGUUGUGCGAUUAAAGAGUUUUUUAGUAUGGGUAAGAUCCUUGCCCAAUUUAAUGAAACUGUCAUUUCCCUUAUUCCUAAGGUGGAGAAUCCCAUGAGAGCAAUAGAUUAUAGACCAAUAGCUUCCUGCUCUACUUUGUACAAGUGCAUCACAAAGCUUAUGAGCAAAAGACUCUCUGAAGUUCUCCUGUGGUUGGUUCACCAAAACCAGGGGGCUUUUAUAAAGAAGAGAUCAAUUGCUCAUAAUAUUUUGAUUUUCCAAGACCUGAUAAAGAAUUAUGGAAGAAAGAUUGUCUCUCCCAGGUGUACUAUCAAAAUUGACCUUAGCAAAGCUUGCGACACUGUGGAUUGGGGCUUUGUUGAGGACUUACUUGUUAGUUUAAACUUUCCCUCCAAGUUUGUUAAUUGGAUUAUGAUGUGCUUGAGAGGUACUUCUUAUACGAUCAUGUUGAAUGGAAGGUUUCAUGGUAACUUUCAGGGGAAAAAAGGGCUUUGGCAAGGGGACCCGAUGUCUCCCCUCUUGUUUGUGCUUAUAAUGGAGUAUCUCUCAAGAAGUCUUAUGAAGGAAACAACCAAGCAUUCUUUUAGGUUUCAUCCUAUGUGCAAAAGUUUUCAAUUGGUUAGCCUUUGCUUUACAGAUGAUCUUAUCCUUUUUAGUAAAGGCUCUCCUAUGGCUGUCCAUCACCUAAAGAUUGCAUUGGAAAGCUUCUCUGAGGUAACAUGUUUAUUUUCUAACAAAGAUAAAUCUUUAGUUUACUUUGGGGGUGUUUACACAUUUGAUAAAGAGGUGAUUUUGGAAGACUUGCAAUUUGGAGAGGGUUUUUUCCCGCUCAGAUAUCUUGGAGUUCCUCUAAGACCAACAAAGUGGAGACGUGAAGACUGUGAUGCAAUCAUUAAGAAGAUAAAAAUGAGGCUGAUGAACAUUUUUAUUCUUCCUCAAAGUUUCAUUAAAGAGAUUGAGAGGCUUUGUAGAGAUUUUUAA
Molecule: messenger RNA, 2280 nt
Organism: Cannabis sativa
Lineage: Eukaryota; Viridiplantae; Streptophyta; Magnoliopsida; Rosales; Cannabaceae
Exons: 4
Coding region: 1-2280 (759 amino acids)
Source: RefSeq, a predicted model, not a curated record